Messenger RNA from Trichoplusia ni (cabbage looper), 872 nucleotides. RefSeq lists its product as uncharacterized. NCBI's taxonomy places the organism in Eukaryota, Metazoa, Arthropoda, Insecta, Lepidoptera, Noctuidae. The annotation marks the transcript as partial. The record is from RefSeq and is a predicted model, not a curated record. The transcript has 3 exons.
UAUUUCACAUUUCAGGCCAUAGAAUUAGUUCCAGAAUGGCAUGAAACAGAAUAUACGAAUCCAAAAUAUAUCGGAUAUUUAUCAGUGACAUUCUCGAAGUACAGUCGAAAUGGACCUCGUUUUGUUAAUCUAGAAGUUGAAACGUUAUCGGGAGCCGGUAAUAAUAUGUCGCUGGGGGUGGCACUGUACGAAUAUUUAGGCGGUCAUUACAUACCGACGCCCAUCCAAGGAGAGAUGAUGUUUUGUGAUUUUCUACUCAAAGAGCCCUUUUUGGGACAAAUGUAUUACAAGCAGUUGCCUCCUAAUUUGACGUGCCCAUUUCCACCUGGAGACUAUCACUUAAUGAACUUGACGAUCAAUUUGGACAACUUUCCGUACAACAUACCGUUCACAUAUUCUUCUUUAAUAGUCAAGAUUCGCUUGGAUAUCGAAGGAUUUAUAACUGCUAACAGAUCCGAUAUAGUAUUCAGAUGGAAGACUUUUGAUAAACUCACACAAUCCAUAAAAAAUGGAAAUAAAAAGAAGAAACCGAAAAAACAGGGAUUGCAGCUAAUAGGGAUGGAUAAUGUUUGAAAUAAGAUUAUGACUUGAAUAUAUCAGCGUUUUUAUUUGUUCCCAUUCUGCAUUCAUUAAAAUAGCCCGGUCUUGACCGGUAAUAUUAAUUGAAUAUUUAUGGUGCCAUAACCUCCAGAGGAAGAAAGCGUAACCCUCAUAGGAUCACAAAUUUAAUACUCUCUCAACGAAACCUCAGUAUACUGAAAUUCGUCACGAAGCAACAUCUUAUACCAGACUUGGUUAUUGAACGAUUGCCACAGAUGCGGGAUUGCUCUUGGUGUUUAGUUUUGGUGUCUGUAUAAAAUAAAAAAGUAUUU